Molecule: messenger RNA, 4865 nt
Organism: Lates calcarifer (barramundi perch)
Lineage: Eukaryota; Metazoa; Chordata; Actinopteri; Centropomidae
Gene: fbxo46
Product: F-box protein 46
Exons: 3
Coding region: 666-2987 (773 amino acids)
Biological process (GO): intracellular signal transduction
Molecular function (GO): protein binding
Source: RefSeq, a predicted model, not a curated record
UGGGGGGAGCACAGGGCAGGAGAGGGAGGGAGCUGUGCAGACGCCAUAUAUGGGCACACCAUCGACUCUGCACUGCUAUUGGCUGUGGGCCUUAUGCAGCUGCUUGUCAACAAGAUGGCCUUCCUCCUCCUGCCGUUUUGACACUGAUUAUUUUGGUAUCCCCGAGAACAUACCGUAAAAGCUUGUGUCACUUCUAAAUAGAUAGUGGGAGACCGACUGCUGAGAGUCCUAACAAGGCGUACAGUCAGCCGGACUGUGAUCAGAGAACUGACAGGGACACACACGCCUCGAUAGCAGCCACCACUAGACAAGGUUGAUAACAGAAGUAGCUGCUGGCUAAUGUCGACGUUAGCCAGCCGAGUGAGCUAGCUUAGCUACGUGGACACGGAUAGUUAACUCGUGUCACCUGCAUUUCACCAGACAAACUGGUUUGGUUAGAGGGAAAUACAGCGAGGAAACACUUGUCAUCGACAGUUUGUGAAUCAAAGAGGUUGUCGGUGGAGAUCAACACUGCUAAGGUUGUAUGCCCAGUGCUACCGGUGAACUUAGUGGCAGACGGUGCCUGUCGGGUUGGCACUGUGGCUGGGAGUUGACGAUGAGAGCUCUGGCUCUGGGUGUUUGCUGGCCAGCAUAGAUGCAGAUAUGCCCCGGUGGUCCGCAUCCUGAUGGACCGAGACACCUUCUCCCACAUCCGUCUGUGGUGCCCGCGCCCCUUUGGCACCUACUCCCAGAACAAAGCGAGGAGCCCAGGCUCAGGGGGCAGCAGCGGAGGUGGAGGCGGCGGAGGAGCGGGGUCUCCCUCCCUCUGCAAGGCUGAGCCGUCUCCGGGCGCCAGGAGGACGGUGGACGGAAGUGAAGAUGGAGGGAUGAUAGUCGGGGUGCAGGAGGAGACCGGAGAGGAAGAGGAUGUGGGUUCGGAGAACACACCACCCGAACCCGAACUUGACUCCAGCUCCCUGACGCAGAGCCAAGCCCCUCCGACCUCUUCGGCCCCUCCCUCGCCACCUUCUUCCGGGUCCCAAAUGGAGGAUGGCCGCGUGCUCUUAGACACCUGGUAUGUCAUCAAGCCGGGCAACACCAAGGAGAAGAUUGCCUUCUUCGUUGCACACCAGUUCAGUGGAGCAGGCCAGCCCAGACCCAGCGCCAUGAAGGUCAAAGGCAACUGGGCGACUGAUUGCAGUAAAGCCAAAAGACGAAGACGAUGCUCCUCCUACGACCCUCCGACUCGCUCCCAAGCCUCAGAGCCACACCUCAACCAUGACUCCUCCCUUGCACCUCCUAGCCCCGAUGAGCCACCAUUAGGAGGGGCGAAUGAAACGGACCUCUUGUCUGUGGCAGAGAUGGUUGCCUUGGUUGAGCAGAGGACCGCCAUGGCCCUCCAGGGGAUUGUGGCUGCUCAUGGGAACCAGCACCAGCAGCCCCCCAGCACCACCCACAAUCAGGGCCUUGCACCCCACCAGCACACUCUACUCCGGGGCACGGUGUCGGAUCCCACGCCUAUGGUGUUUGUGUCGGACAGUUCGAAUAGCCAGCCCUCCAAAGAGGCCCAGGAGACAUCGUCAUCGUCUCCCAUCCAGACAGACCAGGAGCUGGAGGAGGAGCAGCAAGAGUCGUGCAGGGUUGCUCAGGCCAUUGCACACUUUGAGUCCCAGAACCUGGAGAACCGGCUCAACCUGGGCACCGGUCCUGGAAUAGACUCUUCCAAUCGAGACAGAGAAAGGGAGCGCAGGAGAGGAGGGGAGUCUGGAAUCGUAACCCCUCCUCCGCCCCCCAGCCACAGUCACGGCGAGGUCAGGAUAGCUUUCAGAGUCUCAAAUCUGGACCCGCGGUCGCAGCUGGAGCCAGCUGGCAGGUCCCGCUGUAUGUUUAUGAGCUGUGGUGGUGGAGGCAACCAGGCAGCAGCCAGGGCCAAAGAGAAAAUCACCUGUGACCUCUACCAGCUCGUCAGCCCCUCUUCAAGAGACCCCAGUAGUCUCCUGCUUGCUGCCACAACUGCUGCCCCCAAACCAGACGGAGACCACCAUCAUGCAGACAGGCCGGCCUGUGGCAGCCCAGACCCAGCUCAGGAGCUUUCCUCUGGGGAGAAGAAAGCUGUGGGCGUGGGGAGGGAGCGAGUGACUGGCUUCCAUGUGGAGGUGGUGGUGACAGGUGCUGUGGACCAAUGUGUGUUUUAUGGCAAGGACAGUACAGAGAAUGUGCAGGAGGAGACUGUGUGUUUUGCUAUGUCUAAUGGGGGAGGGGGUGGUGGGGGCGUAGGCAGCUCCACUGACCCUUCAUCGGACGACCCCCCUCCUGGACAGCUCUUCUUCCUCCAGCCUCCUCGGGGCCCGGAGGAAGAUGUAAAAGGAAUGGGCCCUGGCAGUGGGUCAGGAAUGUGCUCUUUGGACUGUGCCAACAACAAUGGCCCCGGGGCGGGGGUCGCUGUGGGCUCCGGGGAGCGAACAACACGACCGGACUCUCCUAGCGUCGUGGAGGACUGUUCAGACCCCUCGCUGUGUCGCCUCUACCGCCACGUGUCUCACGACUUCUUGGAGAUCCGCUUUCAGAUCCAGCGCCUCCUUGAACCGCGCCAGUACAUGCUGCUGCUGCCCGACCACAUCAUGGUCAACAUCUUCAGCUACCUGCCGACACGCUCCCUGGCGGCCCUCAAGUGCACCUGCCACUACUUCAAGGCGCUGAUUGAGACUUACGGGGUGCGGGCGGUGGAUUCGCGCUGGAAUCAAGACCCUCUGUACAGGGACGACCCCUGCAAGCAGUGUAAGCGGCAAUAUGAGCGCGGGGACGUUUCCUUGUGCCGUUGGCACCCCAAACCUUACCACCACGACCUGCCUUAUGGACGCUCCUACUGGAUGUGCUGCCGGCGCACAGACAAGGACACGCCGGGCUGUCGAGUUGGGCUCCACGACAACAACUGGGUCCAGCAGCCUGCUGACGGCUCUCAGCCUAUCCGCACCAAGAGGGAGGACAGGAGGGAGGAGGCCAGGUAGAGAGGACAGAGUACACCUCACGGAUAACCAACUCUCAUCUCCUCCUCUGUACCACCUCCUUCCUUCCCCUCAUCUCUGAGGAGUACAAGGAGAAAUCAGCACUCCAGGACUGUUUUUUGUUUUUGUUUUUCUUUGCUCCAGCAGUCCUUUCUCAUACUUGCCCUCAGUGGAGGGAGGUUGAGAGGUAAAGAAGGAAGAGAGGUGUGUCACUCUCCUUGCCUUGUUUUUGUUUGUUUUUUCAAGCCCUCCAGAAUCCCCCUCCCUCCACCUCUUAAAAGUGGCACCUUUUAAAAAGUUUGAAUACCAGGGUUGGGGUCCCCUCCUGCUGCUGUCAGUCAGCCCUCUUUCUGCCUCGUAAUCAGUUGGGUUUCUGUCUUAACUCCACACAUGGUUCGUUUGGUGAAUUCACGUUGAAAACUCUGCAGUGUAUUUUGAUUGAGAUUCAUAAAAGUGACGCAUAGAAAUGUAACGCCCUAGAGCCUGCUUUACUGUUCCCCGAUACUUGUUCUGUGGUCUUGUGUCGUUAUCACAAAACUUCCAUGUUAAUAGCUGUACAAUGGUGCUUUUCAAGGAACGAGCCGAGUGGAGGAAUGUUCAGCGUCGCUAUAGAAAUGUGAUUGUAUAAAGCAAACUUGAUUUUCCAUUGUACAAGAUCGCCAUCUGUACCUGUCCCCUGCGCCUGCCAUGCGUUUCUAUUUUUCUGAAUGUGCUGUAACGUAUUAUGUCGAUCAGUCCCCUGAUAAUGCUGCUGAAAUCAUUGCCUGCGUCACUGAUGUUGAUUCUGAAAUAGCCAUACCAUUGGUUGGACGAUGGGCAACAUGUCUCCACGGUCUCAGCUCUGGACGACCGAGGACCUGUUCCCGUCGGCUUUUCUUUUCAGAGUGGACCCUAACCUUGCUGACCAGCCAUAAAGAGGAGCCACCGAGUACUUCCUGGUUUACAGAGAAUUAUGGGAGAUGGACUUAAUUGUUGAUUAAAGACCAGUGGGAUUGAACGGGAUUAAAAAGAGAAACUUGAUGUCACUUUGGAAAGGCCUGAUGUCACUUUGUAUGGUUUGAUUGACUUGCUUGUUUGCCAUUUUUUUGUUUUUAUUGGAGUGUGUGUCAGAGAAUGUUUGCUGUUGUAUUUGCUUUUAUUCUUGAGGACUGUGUUCUCCCUGUAUCAGUCUGUGGGCCUACUCAUACCUUAAAAAAAUACUCCAUCUUUGUUUUAGCCCAGCUCUCUUCCUUCCUUCCUUCCCCCCUCCUCCUCCUCCCUCCUCCGUCCUCCCGAUUCGGCAGAGGGCAGUGUUUUUUGCCAAAGCCGCCAUCUUUGUUGUCGUUUAUGCUUCGAAAAAGCGAGUGAAACCAACUACAACUACACACAGACUGCAGAAAACUCUCUCUCUACACCAGCUUCCAGCCUUAAAAGCCCCCCUACCUCUUUCCCCCCCAACAACUCCCCCACCCCACCCCCAGAGGCAUCAGAUACCUCACAGAUGAUCAUGUGUAAUUGGGAUUUGCACGGGAAGUGGCAAGAUUACAAGACGCUCCGAUAAACUCGAAUCGAGCUCUGAACUGGAUCCACCCACUACUCUUGAGUGUGGAGGACAAACAGUGCCUGGCGACGGCUCUGACUCUUCAUUCUUGGGAAAAUAAACCUCUCUCCCCUCCUCCCCUUUCUUUCUCCCUUGCUUUUACACUCCUCCUCCUCCCCCACCUGCAAGCUGACAGACUGGAAAUUAAAGGACUGAUGUGAUGAAUGAUGCUGAAACUCUGCAUGGAGGUGGGAAGAUGGGUUGGGUAGUAAUGGGAGAACUCUGUAGGUUCCAGACAUGUACAAUGCUAAUGGAAAAUAUCUGCUUAAAUAAAAACAGAAGUGAUGAUUAAAAACUGGAAA